AAAUUUUUAAAUAAGUGCCUAGUGUUUUGGAACCAUUUAUUAAAAUUCGUUGUUUCGCAUUUACCGAAAAGUGUUAAUUCAUUAAAUAUGCAGUGAAUACCUUUAAGUGCAAUAAAAAUGCCUUUUACAACGGCAUCCCAGUGGGCGGUGUAAAAUUUCAGCAAAAGUUGUUAAAAGCCCCAAUUUUACCCGAUUUUACGGCCGGAAAUAUCCAAAAUUACCAUUUAUUCGCAAAGAACUGUUCUUUUUAAACGUUUUCGAAGUACAAUUGUCACACCCUUGACAUUUCGUUAAUACGUACUACUUCAAAAUAUCAAUAUCAACAUUCUUAUUGCUCAAAUUCACUAGAUAAGUUCUUCGAUUAUCGACCUGACAAUUACAACAAGAACGCUUAAUUUGCAUCGUUUCUUGGAGAAGUUAACUCCUAGUUAACAGAAAAUUAACAGCUUUAAUUAUUGAUUGUUGAGUGUGUUGUAUGCUAGCAAAAUCUGCUGAUCAAUUUGUUGAUUUAAUGUAAAUGAACGUUGAAAAAUUAAUACAAACGCUAUUAGCCACGCGAUCAAUUACCAUUUACUGUUCUAAAAGAACUUGUAAUAUCUGCAUUUACUUAAUAAUAUUCCUUCUCCAGUUUUUCAACUAUGUUACAUUGGAACUUACUCAAAUAUGCAAGAAUCAGUUGUACGACUUUGAAAUUCCGAAUACAAACAACCUUAAUAAUGUAGCAGGAAAUAGCAGUGCCAUAUAUGAAGCCUAUUACAAUGUGGUCGAUCCGAAGGGGUACGGAUCAGUCGGAGGCAUGGAAGCCGCCAGAUUUCUCAAGAAGUCCGGAUUGAGCGAUGUCAUCCUGUCCAAAAUUUGGGAUCUGUCCGAUCCGGGCGGAAGGGGUUGCCUGGACAAAACCGGCAUGUUCAUCGCUUUGAAGUUAGUCGCCCUGGUACAAAACGGUAAAGACUUGACUAUCUCCAAUGUUAAUUUGGAUGUGCCCCCUCCAAAAAUGGGCGAUGUACCUUUACCCAAGCCAUCGAAACCUCCACCUCCGAGAGGUACUCUGAUUACUUCGCUUCCUCCUUCGGCUGUGGAUUGGACAAUUAAACCAUCCGAAAAGGAUAAAUACGAUAAAUUAUUCGAUUCCCUCACACCCACUAACGGAUUAAUACCUGGAAAUAAGGUAAAAAAUGUUCUUAUGGACUCCAAACUGCCGUUAGACACGCUGGGUAAAAUUUGGGAUCUAGCCGAUCAGGACAAAGACGGCGCUUUAAACAGACACGAAUUCAUAAUCGCCAUGCAUUUAGUUUAUAGAGCCCUCGAAAACCACGCUAUACCUAACGUAUUGCCGCCGGAGCUCAUCGAACAAGCCGCGCCGAAAACCUCCACGUUGAUUAGAAACAAAGACGGCUUCAAGCCGGAGCUUCCGCCUUCCAUAGCGCCGCCGUCGGUGUCGCCCAUCCCGCCCAAGCCGAUGCCGCCGGCGGUGGCGGUGGCGGCGCCGCCCGCCCAGCCGAUGCUCUUUUGGGUGGUGUCGAACGAUGAGAAGGAGAAAUCGGACGCGCUGUUCGUCAAAAGCGACGCCGAUAAGGACGGGUUCGUGUCCGGUCCCGAAAUCAAGGAUAUAUUCCUGCAAUCGGGAGUGCCGCAGGCGGUGCUGGCGCACAUUUGGGCUCUUUGUGAUACUAAGCAGGUGGGGAAAUUGAACGACGAACAGUUCGCUUUGGCCAUGUGGCUGGUCGCGAGGUGCUUGAAAGGCAUAGAGCCUCCGGUGUCUCUCACGCCCGAAAUGAUACCUCCCAGUUUUCGUAAUACUAAACCAAUAGAUGGCCUUGUGGAGAACAAUAAUACUAGAUACUCGAAUCCCGAACUAGAUAUGAUUACCAAUAACAUAGAAGAAUUAGCUAAGGAGAAAUUAGCUUUAGAAACCGACAUAGCACAAAAAGAGGCUGAUCUUAAGAUUAAAAGCGGUGAGAUCAAGAAUCUCCAAAGCGAAUUGAACACUCUAGCGGCCACUUUGAAGCAAUUGGAGAACCAGAAGGGCGAGGCGCAGAAGAGGCUGAGCGAUCUCAAGGCGCAGAAAACUCAGGUGGACGGGGAAAUUGAAAGCAUUAAUAAGACAUUAGAAGAACAAAUAGAGAAGGUGGAUAAAUUGAGAGUUCAAGCGGCAGAACAAGCGGAGAUGGUGAAAACUCAGGAAACCGAAUUGAACAGUAAAAAGCAACAACUGGAAGGCCUCCGGAUGGAAGAAGAGCGGCUGGAAAAGCAAAAAAUGGAGAACAUUAAUAAAUUGGAAAGCCUUUCGGUUAAUUUGCAAGAUACACAGCUGAAUAUCAGCCAGGCGAAAGCUUUGAUAACGCAACUGCAGGAGCAAACGAGACAGAUGAACGAUGCCAUCAAAGCGUGCGAUUCGACAAUCGAAUCCGGCGAUGUGAAUCAAAUAACGGACAAUAUUUUGCGAAUUAAGCCGGAGUUUAGAGAAGGGGAAUACAAUAAAAUAUUAAACGAAGACUCUAAGACGCAGAACGGAUUCGGCAAGGAUCCGUUCAACAACCAAAACGGUCACGGAAGUUCUGGAUUCGAAGAUGAUCCGUUCAAAAACGAUCCAUUUAAGAGUAACGAUGCCUUUUCUAACGAAGAUUUCAAACCCGCCUUUCCCAAUAACAACGGUUUCAACUCAGAUCCAUUCGGCGGUUCGUUUACCUCAAAUACCUCGCAAAGCGAUCCGUUUAAUGCAUUCGAUAACGCCCAAAACAAACCGGCUGCAACAGAACCCGAAAAGGACCCGUUCGGCUGCGAUCCCUUCGCCAUUCUGCACGCCCCGACGAGGGACGGUUCGGCGCCGCCGCGACCGACCAGCCCCAGUCCGGCCCUGCCGCCGAAGAAGAGCAAGAACCCGCCGCCCCGGCCCGCCCCGCCUCGUCCCCAGCCGCCGACAUUCAGGAAAACUUCGCAACCGUCGGACGCGUUCGGCAGCGAUCCGUUCGGGGGCGGCGGCGGCGGUUUCGCCGAUUUUUCGGACUUCGAUGCAAAGUGCCUACACCGAAGUAUCCUGUUAAAUUAUACCAAGUUACCUUUUCCUUUACUGAACGAUCCAUUUUUUACCCAAUUAAUUUUCGCCUAUCCCAAUAGUUGCACGUUCACUGAUAAGCCGACCGCUAAGGUCCAACCGCAGUCUUCUAGCGCUCUCGAAUUUACCGACGACCCGUUUCGUAACUAUCGAUACGAAGAUCCGUUUAACAUUACGUUCGACGAUGAGCCGGCUCCCGCCAGUAGAACGGAUAAGGAUAAGGAUAAGGAGAAAUUCGAUCCGUUCGGGCUGGACGGCAGGCAAUCGGCGCCGUUGCCCGCCAACGAUCCGUUCGUGAGCAGCGACGGCAGGGCGUCGGCGCCGAUAACGAAGAUCAGCGAGGACCAGCAGCUGGAAUGGGCCGCCAUGGAGAGCCUGAAAAUGGAGCAGGACAGAUUGAAGAGGCAACUCCAGGAGCAGGCUGAUCUCGAACUAGCUAUAAGUUUAAGCAAAGCUGAGAGCAAACAGGUUUAGCUUUUCGACCUCGUCAAUAAUAUUGUUAUCAAUCACACAAAACAAGAGCUUGACUUAGAUGUUGUUUGUUUCGUUGGGAUGUGCUUGGCGCUGCAUUGGAAUUGAAUUAAAUGUUAUCGAUGCGAUCUAUAAGAGUUAAGAUUUAAAUGCGAAAUUGAAGUCGCGGUUCUGAUAUUUUUAAAUGCGUACUCGUUACUUUGUUUUUAUAGGGAACUGUAGGAGAUAUUAUUUUUAUUUUUAUAUGAUGUUGAAUAACGAAUGGAAGUUUACAAAUUACAGAACUUUACAGACAAUAGUCGGUGACUUAUUUAUUUCGUGUAGGCGAAUUUACAUUAUUCUAACAAUAAGUAGAGUAAGUUGGUGUAGACGAAGGAACCCUUAAUCUAUCUACCAAUGAGUAUUAAUUUUUAUAAGAAAAAUAUGUUAAUAAAAAAGAACUAAAGAGCAUAUUAUUUGUUGUCUAUUUUAUUUCUCGAAGAGCAUUUAUCGGUAUUAAAAAUGCUGUGUGUACAUUAUUACAUAAAUAAUAUGUAGAUUUACUUAAAUUCAUUCAAUGGUUUGAAUAUGCUUGUUAUUAGAGAUUAGAGAAAACAUGUGUAAUACGAGAGAUUGUGAGGUACAUAAUAUAGUAUUCCUAUAUUAUAUUAGUUUUUACAAAACACAAAUAAAUUUAGAUUAAUCGAAAAUAUUAAACGUAAUAUUACAGUUUGAUAUUAAUAUACUGGCCAGUUCCAAUUUGAUACUUGUUGCAAAUUUAACCGAACGAAUCGCACGAUUACCAUUUGUAGUGUCAAGCAAUCUAUUUAAGUAUAUCUGUACAUAUCAGUUGUAUAUUUUUAGUUUUACGCUGAGUUACCUGUAGUCCUGAUAAUAUUUUCCUUUCAUUGUAAGCAAUACUCUGUAUUUCAAAUGUGAUUUAAUUAUCUUAAGACCUCGUGUGGCCUAGUAAGAAACAUGUAGCUUCAGUAGAAACGUAGCAAUGUAAGUAAAAAUUUAGAAGCUUUCGAAGGAUAGAUAGUUAAAAAGCAUCAUUUUUAUUUGAGCUCACUCCUGAUGAUUCUAAACCGUAAUGUAGCUUGCUCGCUAAACUUGCGCACGUAAUAGAUAAAAGUAAUUAAAGUGUUGUGUAAUAAAUUAGGUAAUUAAGUCAAUUAUUGGACUAUGAUUGUCUGUGUUUGCACGAAAGACACUCUACUCUCGACUUCAUUUCAACCUAUCUUUUUGAUGUACGUUGCACUUUGCGAUAAUAAUUGGCAAAUUUUAUUACGUGUACAAGUGAGAGAUUUAAUUGAAAAAAGGGGAGAUCUCAAAUGAAAUGUACGAGCAGAAACUCAUAUGUGUACAUCGAACUAAUUCAAUCAUAGGCAAAAAAGUAAUAUAAUAACUAUUUAUUUUAUAUGUAUCGUUUUUAUUGUUGAAGUAAUGUUUCGUUUUCAAGUAUAUAUUUAGAUAGCACAAUAAUCAUUAGUUAUUUAUUUAAAUAGGCUAUCAUAUGUUCAGAAUCAUGAUUUUCACAAAAUCGGGACCAUGAUAUUAACUUUUUUUGAACGUUUAUUUUUCCUUUUUAUUAUUUUUACGAUUGUCUACUACAGCAAAUUAGAAGUAUUGGACUAAAACAUCUAGCGUUGUCUAGUUUAAUUUUAGUCCAAUAUAUUUAUCUACUUGCAGCUUUGAGGCUUAGUAGGCUACAUGUAAUUUCUAAAAAAUUAACUCCAGUGCUAUAAGUAUUCCAAACUCUUUGUUUCUAUUCUUAUGUUUAUUUAUUUCCAUUUGUCGAGUUGCAUUUUUUACGAAGCAAAUUGAGAAAUAUCCAUUUCAAUAUCAUUUCGCUCGAAGUAAGUGAUUUUGUUUAAUUAUCACCUCUUGCAAAUAACUAGAGUAUUUACAAUAUUUAUCCUUAAUUGGUAGAUAUUAAUAUGUAGAUGUUACAUUGAUACUUUGUUCGUUUAUUGUAAUAUAUUAGUUAUGUAAAUAUUUUGUAAACUUGAAUAUAUCUGUUAUUGUUUUUGUCUUAUACUCAUUUGUUACUUCAGAUCAAAAUCUUCCAAUUUAUAUGUACCUACUUAUUGUUGAAUAAAGUUACAUACAAAUAAAACCUCCGUUAAAAUUGUUUCAAAAUUUCAGAUUUUUACAUUAAUUUCAUCUAAUCAAGAAGCUGUGCUAUGUUUUUG
Molecule: messenger RNA, 5700 nt
Organism: Phyllotreta striolata
Lineage: Eukaryota; Metazoa; Arthropoda; Insecta; Coleoptera; Chrysomelidae
Source: the annotation of a GenBank genome assembly